CUGACCCGUGAGGGAAGAAGGGACCGGUCCUUGCUCGCCCUUCUCCUCCCUCAGCUCGCCCCGGCCACCGUCCUUCCUUCCCCGCGAAUGGCCCGGAGUUAGCCUGACACCUGUACUAAGCGCUCAGCACAGUGCUCCGCACACAGUAAGCGCUCAACAAGUACGACUGAUUGAUUGACAGCCGAGAUUCUCCAGGGCAUUCGGGAGUGGCAGUUGACAGCAAGGGUCCCAGGCCACGGCCUGGGGCGGAAACAACUACAACAAAAAAAGCCAAAAUGUCACCCGAGUCAAAAAAGCUUUUCAACAUCGUUAUUCUGGGAGUCGCCUUUAUGUUCAUGUUUACCGCCUUCCAAACGUGUGGGAACGUGGCGCAAACUGUUAUCAGAAGCCUAAACAGCACAGAUUUCCAUGGCAGUGGAUACACCAGCAUGGCGAUUAUCUACGGGGUGUUUUCGGCCUCAAAUCUGAUUACGCCUUCGGUGGUUGCCAUAAUAGGACCUCAGUUCUCCAUGUUUGGCAGUGGCUUGUUUUAUAGCAUAUACAUUGCUGUUUUUAUCCAGCCUUUCACAUGGUCCUUCUACACAGCCUCUGUUUUCAUCGGGGUCGCAGCUGCUGUACUCUGGACUGCCCAAGGAAACUGCCUGACAAUAAAUUCAGAUGAAAACACGAUCGGGAGAAACAGUGGGAUCUUUUGGGCCCUCCUGCAGUCCAGCCUGUUCUUUGGAAACCUCUACAUAUACUUUGCCUGGCAAGGGAAAACUCAGAUAUCAGAGAGUGACCGCCGAACAGUUUUUAUUGCUCUGACAGUGAUCAGCCUUGUGGGGACGGUUCUUUUCUUUCUCAUUAGGAAACCAGACCCGACGCAGGUCUUGGGAGAGGAAGAUUCUUGCGACAGCCAGAGCUUGGAAGCCAAUACGUGCAUCCAGAGCAACAUGACGAAGGCGAUAGAUGCAUUCAAAAAGUCCAUGAGACUAUGUGCCACCAAAGAGAUUCUACUUCUCAGUGUUACAACAGCUUACACAGGUCUGGAGUUGACUUUCUUCUCUGGGGUAUAUGGGACCUGCAUUGGAGCGGUGAAUCAAUUUGGCUCCGAAGAGAAGAGCCUGAUCGGACUGUCCGGCAUUUUCAUCGGCAUCGGAGAAAUUUUAGGUGGGAGCCUCUUCGGCCUGCUGAGCAAGAACAACCGUUUUGGCAGGAAUCCGGUCAUACUGUUGGGCAUCCUGGUACACUUUGUUGCCUUUUACCUGAUUUUCCUGAACAUGCCGGCGGACGCGCCCAUCGCCCCCGUCGAGGGGACCAACAGCCGGGCAUACCUCAGUCCCAGCAAAGAGGUGGCCAUCUUUUGCAGCUUCUUGCUGGGACUUGGAGACAGCUGCUUCAACACCCAGCUCCUGAGCAUUUUGGGUUUCCUGUACGCGGAAGACAGCGCACCUGCUUUUGCCAUCUUUAAAUUUGUUCAGUCCAUCUGUGCAGCAGUGGCCUUUUUCUACAGCAACUACCUGCUUCUCCACUGGCAGCUCCUGCUCAUGGUCAUUUUUGGCUUUUUGGGAACCGUCUCGUUCUUCACCGUGGAGUGGGACGCCGCCGCCGUCGUGGCCCGGGGCUCCGAGUAUCGGAGCAUUUGAUGGAGGCACCCGGGGCGGGAGGCGAGGGGGCCGGGGGGACUGGAGCCGGCGGAACUCGGGGACAGGGCGGGACAGAGCGCGGGCAGCCGUAUCCUUCUUCUGGCCAAAGGGAAGAUCCCAACGUCCAGAUUAAAGCUCCCUCCGGCCUGCACGACCGUGCGGCCUCUGGGGCUCUCCAUCUUAAAGACAAAUGGACCAAGAAGGGAAUCUGUUCCCCAGGUGGCUUUCGUUGAGACCUCACCCUUUCCGGUCUUUCCGGGCUCCCCCCUUCAUUCCUACAAUCGUGAUGACCCCAGGGCCAGCUCCUCUCACUCUGGUUUGGCUGGGAAGACCUGGCUUCGAUCCAGGCUCCCGGAUCUCGUACCACGUAGCAAUCUCUGCCGGGGGUGGCGAGGGCUCCAUUUUGGGGGGAAAACCAAGACGAAGGUCAGGAGUUCUUGAUGUCCGUCGGCACAGAUGGAGCUGGGAAUAUUGCGAGAACUGCUGUAGUGAAGACUCACCCUCUCUCUCCCUCAUCCCUAAAGCAUUUAGCCGUGCAAGCGCAUCACUCCUGUAGCCGAUUAUAGCUGGACUGAGCCUUUAAAAAUCAAGUCAAUCAGAGUUGGAUAGACAUGAAACGGUCCCUUGAUCAUUCAUCGUUUCAUCAUAAUUGGAAAUGGUGCCUUUUCAGUGUUUAGCCCUGAAAUCCCAUGAUUCGUUUUUUCCUCCAUUGUACCCACCACCCCAGCGCUCAGUACAGCGCUCUGCACCCAACAGGAGCUCAAUAAAUCCUGCGAGAGACUAAAGA
Tachyglossus aculeatus (Australian echidna) is the source of this 2412-nucleotide messenger RNA. It is a transcript of the gene MFSD11, whose product is annotated as major facilitator superfamily domain containing 11. The transcript is spliced from 13 exons. The coding region runs from base 276 to 1625 and encodes 449 amino acids. The record is from RefSeq and is a predicted model, not a curated record. NCBI's taxonomy places the organism in Eukaryota, Metazoa, Chordata, Mammalia, Monotremata, Tachyglossidae.